Molecule: messenger RNA, 3083 nt
Organism: Neopsephotus bourkii (Bourke's parrot)
Lineage: Eukaryota; Metazoa; Chordata; Aves; Psittaciformes; Psittacidae
Gene: STX7
Product: syntaxin 7
Exons: 9
Coding region: 995-1837 (280 amino acids)
Biological process (GO): vesicle-mediated transport; intracellular protein transport; vesicle fusion
Cellular component (GO): synaptic vesicle; endomembrane system; SNARE complex
Molecular function (GO): SNAP receptor activity; SNARE binding
Source: RefSeq, a predicted model, not a curated record
CCUGGAUGAAAUUUUGGGUUUCUGUUGCAUACACAUGUGCUUAAUUAGUCUGCAUUCUUACUGCCGAACAGGUAAAUUGCUACUUUUGACUUACAAGUGCAUCCUAAGCUGUUUUGUUAAUUUGGAUUUACAGUAUCUUUGCAGUAUCUAGUUUAUGCUGAAGUUUGAUCUCCAUGAAUGAAAACCGGGCUAGGACAUCUUUAGUAGUUAUGUGCUGCUUGAUUUUAUACAUGUGCUUUUAGUGUAAGUGUAUUUGUGAGUAUUUGUGUGGUCAGAUUUUGAUCUUUUUGGAUAAGGUGUGAUAGUUAUGGGUGCAAAAAACAGCCCUAAAAAUGAAUUUAUAUACUCAGGUUGUUGAAAAAUUAAUUCAUAUUGAGAAACAUGGCAGCUGAAACAGGAUAAAGUGGUAGUUCAUAGAAUUCAGAUGAAACCAGAUUAUGACUAAAACCGAAGUUGAUACAAAUAGUUGGUGUUUAGAGGGAAUUGGGUGUCUCCUUCAUUCUGACACCUUGUUCGAUACCUGCUGGUUUGCUGAUUUUUGUUAUUUGUUUCCUCCCCCCCCCCCCCCCGGCAGUUUAUAUAUGCUAGGUUAUAUUGAUGGGAUAAGUGAUACAUGGUAUGGAAAUAACCAUAUAAUUGGUUUGGGACGUAAUUAAUCAGAGGGUUUGGCAUUGAGAGGUUAAACAUUCAUCUUUUUCAGGAAUGGCAGCAGAUGAAAUUCAAAAAGUACAUCAUAUUCUUAUUUAAUACUGUAAGAAGGUUUCCCCUUAAAUUCUGCCUUUGACGUACUGUGUUUUUUGAGAGGGUAAACCUUAGUAUCUGGGGUUUUCUGUAAUCUUUUCCUACGCAUUCUUCCUUAUGAUGAUGGAGACAUUUGUUAACCAAUGACCAAUACAUAAUUCUGUUUUCUGGGGGGUUUAGGUGUCCUUAAUAGGUGGAGACUGUCUGAGUUUGUUCCUGUCGUGAAUGAUCUUGAGAGCAAAUCUACUCAGCCAUGUCGUACGGUGCGGGUUUUGGGGAUCCUAAUCAACUAGCCCAACGCAUAACUUCUAACAUCCAGAAGAUCACACAAUGCUCUGCUGAAAUACAAAGAAUACUACAUCAGCUUGGAACACCACAAGACUCGCCUGAGUUGAGGCAACAGCUGCAACAGAAGCAGCAAUACACCAACCAGCUUGCCAAAGAAACUGACAAACACAUUAAAGAAUUUGGAUCUUUGCCUGCAACAAGUGAACAGCGUCAAAGAAAAAUACAGAAAGACCGUCUUGUUGGGGAGUUCACCACAGCACUAACAAAUUUCCAAAGACUCCAAAGGCAAGCUGCUGAGAAAGAAAAAGACUUUGUAGCCAGAGUAAGAGCCAGCUCAAGGGUAUCUGGUGGUGCUCCUGAAGAUACCUACAAGGAACGAACACUUGUCUCUUGGGACAGUCAACCACAGGCACAAGUGCAAGAUGAAGAAAUUACAGAAGAUGAUCUCCGUCUUAUUCAGGAGAGGGAAUCUUCCAUUAGGCAGCUUGAAGCAGAUAUUAUGGACAUCAAUGAAAUUUUUAAAGAUCUAGGAAUGAUGAUCCAUGAGCAAGGUGAUGUGAUAGACAGCAUAGAAGCCAAUGUGGAGAAUGCAGAUGUACAUGUGCAGCAAGCAAACCAGCAGCUGUCAAGAGCAGCAGACUACCAGAUCCCGAAAGAAGAUGUGCAUCCUCAUCAUUGUACUUGCUGUUGGAGUAUUGCUUCUCGGAAUCAUCCUGUGGUUCACUACAAGAUAAGCUUCUGGAGAAAGUGUUGUAAUUGGUAUUUAAAUUAUGAAAGGAAAUUCCUAGUCAUGGUUUGUUCACCAUGAAGCUGAAUAAAAUAAUAGUCCUGUACUUCAUCAUGCUUACUUUUUUUAUGAGUUUUUGUUUUAACCGGAGGAGUAACAUUCUCAGUACUACCAUCAGUAUAACUGCCUGCCCUCUUGGACGUGGGUGCUGUCUUACCAGAAAAAAAAAAGUCAUAAACUGUUCUAUUAACUUAAAUGUAAAAGCCUCUUAAGGUUUAGGGGGCUAAUCAAAAUCCUGAUACUUUGCUUUGAUGGGUCAGGCAAUUAUCUUUUGGGAUAUUGCUAAAUGUUGCUGCCAAAACAAACUCCAGAACUGUUGCUUGAGGCAACGAAUUCACAUCUCAGAAUUUAUUUUUAAGUUAGAAGUUUCUUUCUAGCUCACUUUUCAUCCCACUCAUCUGCCCAUUUGAUAUGGGUCAUUCAAAAAUAAGAUACAGGUUGCUGAAGUUGGUGUGAUACUUGUUUUAUAACUGAAGCCUUUGAAUUAAGCAUUCAGUUUGCCUGAAAUCUUUUAGAUGCUUCAUUUAUCUCUGUACCUGGCAUUGAGCAUGUUUAUGCCUGGAAGCCUCCUGCAAAGGUAGGUAGGGUAGAUGAUGUAAUUAUGUGGAUUUUUUGUUUCAGUUCUUGCAUUAAGAAAUACUGUGUUUUAUGUGCACACGUUUGGUAUCUUUGCAUCUGAAGUGUGCAUCAAUGAGCUUGGCUACAUGAAAAUAAGCUCUGUGAAUUCUUAGGCUUACUGGGAAGAACAGAAGUUCCCAACUUCCUAACUGCACUUGAAUGUCACUGUUCUGAAACUGCUGUGAUUCGGUUUCUGUGAACAGAUCCAAAGUACUAUGUGAGGUCUUUCAUACAGCUGAAGAAAAGAAGAUUACAAGUUCAAUUACAAGUUCAAGAGUGGUAUUUGAAAUGAAGUUGAAAUCAAUUGAACUGAAUCAAACUGUUUAAGACAUUUGAUGUGUAUAGCCUUUGAAAUGACCUUUUUCCUUUUGUGACAUUUUGUACUAAUAUAUUAAAAAAUGUAACAAAACUUUUUUGCCAAUUAAUCUAUUUGCCUUUUUAAGUGAUCUUGAUGAACUAAUCUGAAAAGUGUACAGAAGAAAAAGUUACUUAAUCUGUAUUUUAUAAAGUUCUUGUGCACCAGACUGAUAGCAAAUGCACUGUUUACAUGGUGAGAUAUAAAAUAUUAUUUGGGAGCAAUCUAACUGUAAGCAUAAAUGGACUUCAGAAUUGUAACCAUGAAGCCAAAAUAAAGGUCUUUUAAAGAGUA